CUCGACAUUGCGCACUAUGCAGCUCCUUCUCAGCGUCGCUGGUCUCGCUCUCGUUGGCGCCGCCAAGGUCUCGCAGGUCCACGUCGGUCUCUCGUCCGAGGCUGUCGACUGCAAGGACGGUGUGUCGGUCGCCUUUGCCAGUGAUUCGUCGACGCCGUUGACGGUCAAGUACGGUGUUGGCAACACGGGCAAGUCGGCGACGUCGGCCGUCCAUACCUACAAGAUCGAAGGCAGCAAGUACAAGUACAACUCGCCCAACCUCCACACGGCGAUGCUCUGCAACUUGACGCCGGACGCCACGUACACGUACGCGAUCGAGGAGUUCACUGGUACCUUCAAGUCGAUUCCCGCGGCCACCAAGAAGACUGUCCUCUCGGUCGUCGGUGACGUGGGCAGUGACGUGGUUGGUGAUACCAUCGCCAACAUGGCGAGCGACCUCAAGGGCACCAAGCCGGAUGCGGUCAUCAUUGCUGGCGACUGGUCGUACGCCAACGGCUGCCACGAAGACUGGGACAAGUGGCUCCAGGAGACGCAGCCGCUCUUCUCCAAGGUGCCCCUUCUCGGCAUCACGGGCAACCACGAGGUGAUCCAGGGUGACGGCGUCAACUACGACCACCCCGAGUGCGACUCGGAGUACUUUUCCGCGUACAUCAACCGCAUUGUGACGCCGAUCUCGGCUGACGCUUCCAAGGACCACCGCACGUGGUACUCGAAGAACAUUGGCAACAUCCACGCCAUCUUCCUCGACGACUACACGGGUGUCCUUGGCAAGAACAACAUUGGCUCGGAGUAUUGGUUUGCGCACCGCAACCAGCAGCUCGACUGGCUCAAGAAGGACCUUGCGAGCGUUAACCGUGAAGCGACGCCGUACACGAUCGUCUUCAAGCACAACGCGUACUACAACUCGUGGCUCAAGCACCAGUGCCAAUGCUCGCCCAUCAAGUUUGAGAUCCCGGACCCCGAGUCGUGCUGGAAGGGCAACUACUACAUGAACUCGACCAACGACGGCGGCAAGCUCGGCGACGUCCGCAAGCAGCCCCACUGCAGUCUCCAGGCCAAGUUUGAGGACCUCUACUACCAGCACGGUGUCGACGCCGUCAUGUCGGGCCACGUCCACUCGUACGAGCGCACGGCGCCAGUGUUUAAAAACAAAAUCACGGAAGGUGCUCCGACGUACUUUACGGUCGGCACGGGCGGCCACGGUCUCUACCAGGGCGCGAUCAAGCCGAUUCCCGAGUGGUCCAAGUCCAUGUCGAGCUCGCUCUACGGCCACGCGCGUGUGAUUGCCGACGAUGACAAGUUGACCAUCCACUUCCGUGCCAACGGCGAGACGACGACCAUGUUUGACUCGGUCGAGAUCAAGCGCCGCGCCAAGCCCGCGUGCUAAGUCCACGUCAAGGUGUCUGGUGCGAUUAGGGUUGCUCUUGCGGACUAUGAAUUCGUCGAUGUUUUGUGUCUUGAAC
Saprolegnia diclina VS20 is the source of this 1463-nucleotide messenger RNA. RefSeq lists its product as hypothetical. The coding region runs from base 17 to 1387 and encodes 456 amino acids. NCBI's taxonomy places the organism in Eukaryota, Oomycota, Saprolegniomycetes, Saprolegniales, Saprolegniaceae. The record is from RefSeq and is a predicted model, not a curated record. Gene Ontology annotation, molecular function: metal ion binding; acid phosphatase activity. The transcript has a single exon.